GAUAGAUAGGAUGUGUCGGUUUGUCUUCAAUAAAACUUACGAAAUCUCCGAGAAAUAAAUACGAUUAAAAAUAUUUAAAAGUGAAUCCUUUAUUUCUAUUUUUAUUUUUACUUUUACUUUUACUUCCUCUCUCAUGGUUAAUAUUCAUAUUUUAGGAACUGGUGCCAUUGGUUGUCAUAUUGGUGCUGUUCUUAAAUCACAUCAGAAUAAGGUAACUCUUCUUCUUCGUUCACAGUCCCAUUUUGAGGACUUUAAAAAUAAACAAAAUAGCAUCACUUAUCGUUGUCAAGGAAAAGCUAAUGUCAUUGCUGGUUUCGAUGCUGAUGUCGUAGGUGAAAAUGCUAAUAAGCCUCCUAUUGAGUCUCUUAUCGUUUCUACUAAGGCUAAUCAUACUUUAAAUGCUAUAAAACAAGUCAUACCACGUCUCUCUUCACAGAGCACUAUUCUAUUGCUGCAAAAUGGUAUGGGUGUUGCUGAGGAAUUAGUUGACAAUUUAUGGCCAAAUAAAGCACCUCCUACAAUAUUAAUAGGCGUCAAUCGUCAUGCAGUUGAACGUAUAGCCUCUUAUGAUAUAUGUCAUCACUCAGGAUAUCAGGAUCCCGACGCAUUACGUAUUGGUCAAUUUCCAACUAAAGAUCAUUCUUCAGUAACAAUUCAAGAAUCUAAAUUAUUACAAAAAAUCAUUGAGACGCCUGAAUUACAAGCUGCACAAUUAUCUUGGGAAGAAAUUCGUGUCAAGAUGUAUAAGAAAUUAAUAGUUAAUGCCUGCAUUAAUCCUGUGGCAUCUUUGCUAAUGUCCAAGAAUAUAGGCACUAUUAAAAAUGGUAAUCCAGGCGGUAUUGCAAUGAUGAGAGCUAUUUGUGAAGAAGCUUAUGAUGUUUUCAAAGACGAUUUGCCCGGUGAAUCAGUAAACACUUUAAUGAAUAUGGUAUUAGCUAUCAACAAAGAAGCAGGUGAAAACAUAUGCUCUACCCUUCAAGAUAUUAAAGCAAAUCGUCUUACAGAAAUCGAUUAUAUUAAUGGAUAUAUUUGUAAAAUGGGAUAUAAAAAGAACAUUAGUGUUAAAUCUAAUCAAGCUAUAGUUAACCUUAUUCAUGCCAAGGAAGCAUUGUAUGAAUAGAUUAUACUUGAUUCUGUCAAAAAAAAAAAAAUCACGUUAUUCCUCUCUCUCUUCUUCUUUUUAAUUAAGGUUAUUGCAUUACAUACUCUUUUAUUAACCUUGUUUUUUUUUCUUAUUUUAGUAGGUUAAACACCUGUAGAAGAGAUAUAGUGUUGUUGUACCUUUCUUUAAUUAGUAACUAUUGGCUCUCCACAUAUUUCUUAUUGCCCACAAAGGUUAUUGGAUAGCACUUUUUUUUUUCUAGACUAAUUUUCCUAAAUGCGCCCUCCUUGAAAUUUAGUUUAUAUUGUGUCUUAUUUGCACCAC
Messenger RNA from Cokeromyces recurvatus, 1426 nucleotides. RefSeq names its product 2-dehydropantoate 2-reductase. Gene Ontology annotation, molecular function: NADP binding; 2-dehydropantoate 2-reductase activity. The coding region runs from base 134 to 1120 and encodes 328 amino acids. Gene Ontology annotation, biological process: pantothenate biosynthetic process. The transcript has 2 exons. NCBI's taxonomy places the organism in Eukaryota, Fungi, Mucoromycota, Mucoromycetes, Mucorales, Mucoraceae. The record is from RefSeq and is a predicted model, not a curated record. Gene Ontology annotation, cellular component: mitochondrion; cytoplasm.